Molecule: messenger RNA, 820 nt
Organism: Hordeum vulgare subsp. vulgare (domesticated barley)
Lineage: Eukaryota; Viridiplantae; Streptophyta; Magnoliopsida; Poales; Poaceae
Exons: 3
Coding region: 230-820 (196 amino acids)
Source: RefSeq, a predicted model, not a curated record
CAGUGAUUUAUACUGUCAGCAUAAGAACUUACAUGAAAUUCAGAUAUCUGCAUGCGUAGAGUUGAUGCUCUCUUUCAGUUUUUAAUGGGUUUGGUGGUGUGUUUUUUUUUCUGUUAUGGUUGAAGUGCACGUGGUAUUACUGGUACACACAUGAAUUGGAAGGACUUCAAUUUAUGAAGGAUGAUUAGUAAUAUAUAUAGUUGAUAAUCUAUUUGAGAUAAUUAUAAUUAUGUUGUUGCUGCAGGAAAUAGAUGACAUUGCUGAACUGAACAUUAUAGAGGAUUUGAAUAACCGUCCUUCAAAAAAAAAAGAAUUAGGUGUUCUGGAGCCAAAACCAAUGUCACCAACUAUGUCAGGAUCUUCUCGAAAUUCUGAAUGUUUUGAAUCAAUUGUGGCGGAAUCAAACAUUCAGAUAGAUCGUGAUCCAUUGGCAUCACCUCCAUCCUCAUCUAGCUCGACAUUAUCUUCUGUUUUACCAUUACAUGAUGUUAAGGAACCAGAUUCAAAUAAAGAGAUCAAAAUUGUUCAAAAAUAUGAUUAUCUACCACAAGAAUCAGACAUUCAGAUAGAUCAUGAUUCAUUGGCAUCACCUCCAUCCCCAUCUAGCUCGACAUUAUCUUCUGUUUUACCAUUACAUGAUGUUAAGGAACCAGAUUUAAAUAAAGAGAUCAAAAUUGUUCAAAAAUAUGAUUAUCUACCACAAGACUAUACAUUGACCGAUUAUGAUCUAUGUGCUCAUAUAAUAAUUGAAUCAUCUUUGAGAAAACAAGAGUUGGUUCAGAUAGAUGGAAGUACUGUGUUACAAAAUCAAUUGAUGUGA